Messenger RNA from Lycium barbarum (goji berry), 1839 nucleotides. Its product is annotated as UPF0481 protein At3g47200-like. The coding region runs from base 113 to 1705 and encodes 530 amino acids. Lineage: Eukaryota; Viridiplantae; Streptophyta; Magnoliopsida; Solanales; Solanaceae. The transcript has a single exon. The record is from RefSeq and is a predicted model, not a curated record.
AGUUGAGAAUAAAGGCACCGUUAAAGCAAAAAAAAUACCAGACUUGGUAUCAAAUUAAGUAAUAUAAAAACUUGUAGCUUUUGCAGAAACUAAUUAAAGUGCAAGAUUCUUAAUGUUCAUUCUCUCUCUCUCUCUAUAUAUAUAUGCAUGGAUGGUCCAACUGAUCUUAUCGCCUCUUUUAACACACACACACACAUCUCAAAUGUCUCAGGCUGAUGCCAUCAACAGUAGUGCAGCUGAAGUGCCUGACUGGUCGCAAUCUGUCAUUGAUAUACCUGGCCCUCCGUUAGGUACACCACUACAUGAAGAGUCGGACAAAAUACAACGUAUUUCCCCUACACUUCUCGAGAAUACUAGUGAGGAAGAUCAUGUCAAGUACUACAGGCCACAUGUGGUUUCCAUUGGUCCAAUCCACCACGGAAGACCUUAUGUUAAACCCAUGGAGGAUUUCAAGCGGAAAGCUGUGAGGGAAUUAGCAGAAAGAGUAAAAGAUGAGGUAUCCAUUGGACAAGUGUGUGCAAGUGUGGAAGAAAAGUUGCUCAGUGCUCGGAAUUGUUACUCUUGCGAUAUUAUCGAAUCGUUUCAAGAAGACCGUGAGUGGUGUAAGAUGAUGUUCCUCGAUAGCUGCUUUGUUGUUGCAUUCAUUUACGAUCAAAAUCCACUAGUUACUAUUUUCGGGAGGAGCUUGUUGAAUAUGAAGAACGAUGAUAGCAAUUUGGUGCGUAUUGACCUUUUAUUGUAUGAAAAUCAAUUGCCUUUCGCGGUUCUAGACGCGUUAGCAGACGCAUUUAGAUGUAAAGAGAGUUUGGAUGGAGGUUUAGAGCGGAUGUCACUCGAAAUGCCGUUCAUGUUAACGGCAUCUUCUAUUCCAGGUCCUACAUUUGAUUAUAUCGAGAGUUGUUUAUGCAUUAAAUUUAGGCGGUGGAAGAAAAAAUUCGACCAAUUCCUUGACCGUGAAUAUCAGUGGGAGGAGGCGGCCCGAGCUUCUGGACAUCUUCUUCAAUAUUAUUUAGACCUAUUGAUCUUUUUUUUAGAAAAAAAAAAAGACGGCCACGACGACAAGGAGGACGACGACGAGGACGACGACGAAAGAAAUCUGCUGGACAUCUUUGUUGGAACUGGAGGAGCUCCUCGUCCACCUUCCACAGUCACAGAGUUGAAGAAAGUAGGUAUUAAAUGCAGCGGUACUACUUUCCCAUCAGACAUCUCUUUUUCUUCAAAUAUGUUAUCAGGGAAGUUGUUUCUUCCACAACUAACUUUCGACCGUUGGAGAAAGACCCUGAUUUUAAACCUAGCUGCUUACGAAUUUUCGUGCAGCCCAAAAUAUAGAUCCUCCGGGAUCUCAUCGUACUUGAGUUCAAUGGGUACGUUCAUUCAUGGAGAGGAAGAUGUUAAGGAGCUACGAGCCAGGGGACUGGUCGAGCUCAACCACAGAGAUGACGAUGAUCACGCAGUGGUUGAAUUCUUCAAAUAUAUAACAGCACAUCAUGAGCCCAAUCCUAAAGUUAUUAAGGGCGUCAAACGAAAGAUUUCUACUUACUGCAAAAGCAAAAGGCUCCCUCUAAAAGUUGCCUGUGCUGAAUUUAACCAAAGGUACUUUAGUGGUCCCUGGAAUUUCCUCGUGUUUCUUGCUGUUAUUUUCACAGUCAGUAUGACUAUAAUUCAGACCGUCCUCACAGGCAUUCAGACUUUCAAAAAAGACUGACGACUGUGUAGUAUCCCUGUCAACAUGUCAUUCUGCUUUGUAUUGAGGUCUUGUAUCUUCAUAAGUUGUUGUAUUCCAUUGUGGUUGUAUUUGAAUAAACAAUAAUUAGGCAGGCCUAAUUGUUUUUAAUUGCA